This is a messenger RNA of Rhagoletis pomonella (apple maggot), 6176 nucleotides long. RefSeq lists its product as uncharacterized. Lineage: Eukaryota; Metazoa; Arthropoda; Insecta; Diptera; Tephritidae. The transcript is spliced from 8 exons. Bases 250 to 5910 code for a protein of 1886 amino acids. Gene Ontology annotation, biological process: axon extension; synaptic vesicle transport; axo-dendritic transport. Gene Ontology annotation, cellular component: synapse; dendrite; axon. The record is from RefSeq and is a predicted model, not a curated record.
GUUAUUUAAUUAAAGCGAGUGGUGUUGGAAACUGGAGGAAAAUAAGCAGACAAACAGCAUUAGAUGUUUAUCAGCAUAAGAACUUUGAAUUUACAUGCAUACGUAGCGGAAAAAUUCAACCAGAGAAUCGUUGAACCCAUCAAACAAAGAAAACCACUUCCAGCGGGUGAAUGAAAAUGUAAUAUUCUAUUUUACUGGCGUUGACCGACGAGUGAUUAUCCUGAACAACACAGCAUUUUCGGCGACAACAUGAGUGCCACGGUUAAACGCGAUAAACUCUUCAAAUCUUGGACUGGUAUUAGUGAAGUGGCGCUUAUUAAAGAAGUGGCCACCAAAGGUGAAAACAUUGAUCUCUGUAUUGAGUAUUGGGCACGCAAACGAAAACUGCCCCUAACGGAGUACCAACUCUUCUUUCAAGAUGUAGUGCAAACUUAUGUGCUCCGGCUGCUUACUGAGCGACUAGUGUGCAAAGCAGAAAUGGUGCUAUUGAAUGUGAAACGGGACGUUAAAUGCUUCUACUAUCAGUUCGCCUGCGAAUGCGUUGAUGAAGAACUACGUGAACUUGUAAUGGAUCAUCUGCAAAAGAAAGAUCCUCAGAAUUACGAGAGUGAUAUGGAAGAGUUGCAAUUUUAUUGGGAUUUGCUGCAGCAGCUGCAAAAGUGUCCGGAACUAUUGGCUAAGUGCAAAGUGCAACUACGCCGUGUUAACAUCGAGACACUAGUGCAUUGUAAUGAGUCAUAUCUACACAGUUUGCUGGCGGAGUUGUACUUCAUGAAUCGGAAUCCACUUCUAUUAGGUCGUUUGAAUAAAUUUAAUAUGUGGAGUCAUUUAGUUGAAACGGCUGAACUAAUGCAUUUAGUACGUUGGUGUACUCUAUGCGGCCAGUCCCCACAGCCGGAAUACACUGAAUUAGAAGUACUAUUUUGCGAGUGGACACUUGAAACUGAAAUGUAUGAAUACGCGCUAAAAACAAUAGAAAAUCCAAACGAAACAUUGCGUAACUGCUUUGCAGCUGCAGGGCACUUCUUUGCCGAUGAAAGAGACGAUGUUGCAUUAAUAGUGCGCCGUCUCUGCACAACUGAAAGUUUGGAGCGCAAUCAGGAGUUGUUAGAAAAGCUUCCAAGCGGACAUUUUUUGCUUAAUCGAGGGCUGCAUAUGUUGAUGUUGCGAGACUUUGUUAAGGUGCGCGAGCUUGAGGAAAUGCUUCCAGAAUUCCCAGACGAUGAGGCGCUACUAAAAUUUUUGGUAGCAAUUAAAGAAAAUAAACUAAAUGAGCUGGAAGGUUUUGAAAAAGUUUUCCAAGCGACCAAAGUGUAUCUAGAACAACAAGGCGUAGAUUUCAAUAGCUCGCAACCACUGGUCACACUGUUUGAUUUUCUCAGUAAUGAACCUAGUGUUGCAACUUUGAAAUGCUAUUUGCCCACAACAGCUUUGCAAAACAUUCCAUAUUUAAAGUCAUUUCCUAUCAGAAAUCCUAUUCACAACAGUGAUGCGAACAUAUCUUGUAUAACAAAUAAUUGCAGUAACGGACACAACCAAAGCAUGCCUACACCCUAUGACUUUCUGCGAAAAUUCAAGCACAUUGACUUAAAAGAAAUACCAAAAGAGUUUCAAACAGACAGCAUAGCAUCCUUCUCCAAUGAAAAGUUGUGUGCGAAAUAUGCUCGAAAGUAUAAACUAAAUUUUCUUCACUAUUUGAAACAACAACGUAGCUGCUAUGCGGUCUACUAUCUUGUCAUGGAUCACUUGCAGCAGUAUGGCCAACUGACCCGGGGGCAUCUCUUUAGUGCAUGCGAAACUGUUACCGAAAUGGCGUUGCAAUAUGCCAAUAACUCUGAACUGGUGGUACACUGUGUUGCCUUCAUCGAAAUGCUUGGCUACGAUUCGCAAUAUUUGCGUAAUUACUUAAAAUUGUGUCGCUUGUUGGAAGAAAAUGAGGAGGAGUUGUACCCGACGAGAGCUGAGUCACCCGCCAAAGGUUACUCGCGAUUAUUGGCACGCAUAGAAACCCUACUCCUUCAAAGCGUUGUGAAAGAGCCGACUGCUUUUCCUUUAACUGAUUAUCAUGCGCUAAUGCGCCUAGUUGCCUGCAGUGGCCAACGUCAAUGGCCUAUGAAGAUUUUGCAGUAUUAUGCUCGGGACGAUGAUUGGUGGCGGUUGCUGGUGCUGCUGCAAUACUUCGAGGUGCCGCUGACACAGCUUCAACUGUUGCUCGAGCAUUUUGAAACUCGCCUUAUGGGCGAACAUAUGCUGCGUGCAUUUUUGUGUGAGUUGCCACCGCAAACAAAGCGUCAUGCAAGCUUUUCGCGUCAGCAUAAGAAACCCGUACGUAAGGGCGAGGCAAAUCCUACAACAACCUCGGUCGAAACUAUUAACUCAUCGCUUAGUUCGGCUUGCAACGAUCCAAAUAAUGCACUAUUCCGGACUGCGCCCAGCCAACAGCGCCUGCACUUCCUACCUGAUGCUUGCGGACGUUUGGACAUUUUUGCAAUUGUACUACUCAGCAGUAGCGCCCUUAACGAGGAGCGCAUUAACAGUGCAGCAAAGUUCCUUGAACUAAUGCAAGAUCAGCAUGUGCACGCAACCUCAUGGAACUUGCUCAGAAAUUGCGUGAAAUAUCGACUGCCAGUUUUGGCUGUGCUAGCUGCCACUGUAAAUCCGGCCAACAUCGAUUGGCAGUGGCUUGUAUGGUUGGCUGUUGCUACUAAUCAAUGGACCGUAGUGCUGAAACUUGCUACACUUGAUAUACGAAAAGUGACUUGGCUGCUGGUGGAGACUGCGGUGCGUCAAGGGGAUACAAUACUGUUGCUACGAAGCGUCCGAAUCUUCUUUAAGGACAAUGCCUGCACGCAUUUAUGCCGUUUUCUGCAACGCACUCAACACAAGCGGUGCUUUGAUGACGAAGAUGUGCAUUCCCUACGCCUCUUUCUGCUAGCUUGGAGUAACGAUUCGUUGGAGAUGCCUUUUUGUGCAACACUGCCACGCGAUGAGCUCAUGCAGCACAGCAUACGCCUUCUUCUCGUGCAUUUACAACACAACUUUGACUCGACGUUGGAUCAGCAGAAGUUCAUUAGCUGCAUGUGUCGCUCCGAUAUGGGCGACAUGAGUGGCUUGAUGGACUUUUGUCUGCUGCAUGCCGUAUUCGAAGCACUUCAGACAAGUCCCGGUUGGGCCGAAAGUUAUCCCAUCGAUUUUGAGCAACUUGCACUGCACAACAAUCGUAUGUACACGCAACUUUUGGAAGUUUUACGCGAGAAGCGCGAAUAUGAUUUGGCUGUGCGCUUGGCAACGCUAUUGCAACAGCCCAUCAGUGAUAUUGUAUAUGCCAAAUGGGUCAGCAAGCUCGAGGAAGCUGAGACAAGAGAUGGCGAAGAGCCAUAUUCUGUUGCCACAUUCCAGCUUUACGAAGAUGAGAUAGCGGAACAUUCACUGCCACCGGAACUGCUUGUGAACUUUUAUCUUUAUGCGGCUGGCCGGCUUUUGAAGCCCUGCGCUCGCAAAUAUCAACUAUUGAAACGCGCACUUAAUGUUAUAAAACAGCAUCAUCUAUUUCCGAAUGAGUCUUUCGACCGGGAUCAAAUUGAAUAUGAAAUGAUUAUUUGCUACUUGCAGCUGGACGAUGAUACAGCGACUGAAAUGGAUGUAUACCAUUCUGAAUACUACGAACAGAUCAUGUUGAAUGAACGUGGUGUAUUAUAUAAGUCCUUCUUGGAAUUGAAGGAACUCGCCGGUAUUGAAGAUCUCAAUGUGAGUAUAAAGCAACCUUUAACCAAGCAAAUGGAAACGCGACUGGAAUCUUUGCUCAACUUGCUGCUGGACAAAGGCGAUAUUGUAGAGUCGCUGCGUUUGCAGGAGCUUUUCGAAUGCCGACCAAUUGAUCUACGAUUUGUGGUCUUUUGCAUGGCGCUUGCGGAGGGAGUGACAACAAUUUUCAGCAUGUCUUCAGAGGAACGGCAAAUGUUACGCGACAUAGAGAUAAGCUCUUUUGCGAAAUUCAAUAAACGUACACUGGAUAGUGGACUGCUGACAAGAGAAGGAAAAUAUUCAUCAACGAAAAUAAGCAGCGACAUGUCGGACAGUAGCUCCACCUUCGAAUUCGAGGAGAUACCCUCUAAGGAAAAGCGUGAAACCUUGGAGACCAUACAAGGCAUAGCCUCAAAGCUUACUUAUGGUGUAACUAUUGGGCGUCGCAUUGUGAUGGCCUAUCGCGCCGCAAUGUAUUUGGACAAAGAGUACCUGGAUGUGCUGCGCACUAAAGAUACAACCGUAUUGCUGCAAAGUGUCGCGGAGGAGAGUUGCCUGCACCGAUUGCUGGUUGUGAGCGACAUACUCACAUCAUUGCAUAUGACACCGCAAGAAAUCGCAGAGCUACUGGCCUCAGAAUUGACCACCGCCAUUGUACGUCCGCGCUUCUACAUUUUCACCGCCGAUCAGCAAUCUAAGAACGCUAUCAAGAAUGCGCCCGUUUGGGGCUACAACAUUGAUCGUGAUCUACAUCUUUUCCUUGAGUUGGUGCCCAACACAACUAAGCUAGGCAAUUGCUUACUGGAAUACUGUGACGCACUCAAAGCAUAUCGUAAAUUUCAAGACAAUAAACCCUACGAGCAUAAUACGGUCUUUGAGCGCCUUGCCGAAAUCAUACGUCGUUAUGGGCUACCAACUAAUAGCGGAUCCCAAAUAAACGCUUCCAUUCCACCGAUUACUACCGCCUCGACCGGAGGUGGUCCAAAGCUGCCACCGGCGCAGGUGUUGUCACACAAGAAGCAAAACAUCAUAUAUGUAGAGUUACUGAUCAAGGCACAUCAAUGUUACGUACAGGAAUGCUCCAUGGAGGGCAUAGCAAAUGUGUUGAAUCGCGCCAAAGCACUAAAUGCCGUGCUAACGCAGGCCAAAUCUUGGUCGCUAAUUGUGCGCAUGCUCAGCGGCAUAGGACGCUAUCGCGAAAUGUUCUACUGCUUUGAUUCGCUGCUGAAGAAUGAACAAUUUGAAUCACUACUGGGACAAUUCGAUGAAGAAAAAACGAUAGGGCUACGACAAGCCAUAAUCACAUAUUUGCGCGAAUAUUGUCCAAACAACGGGCGUGAAUAUUUGAAGCUGACGGCGUUGCAUUUUCUUAUGUAUCAGGAGCUGGCCGAAAUGUGGGAGCAAGAUGCACAAGCAGUGCUAGCAAAGGUGCUUAAUCUGUCGGCGGUGGGUAGCGCACAGCUACCUGAAAAAUUGUCCAUGGCCAAUUUGACGUCUGCAAAUCCAACGAAGACGUUCAUUCCCAAACUUCGUUGCACACCGGAUUUGCUCACACUGCUACAGCAGGCAAUGGAGUUUUACACGCAUGCCACCGAAAAUUAUUUGCUUGACAAUAAACUGCUGCUGGCACAACGUGUCGCAUCGUUGGCGGAAAUGAUGGCCAUGCAGAUUGAUUUGGCCAACAAGGCUCUAGAUCGUAAUGCACCGGAGCCGCAUCUAUGCGUUUGUGUGGUGAACGUACAGACGCGAGACGAAUUUCGUGAACUCAUCAAUGCGGAGCUGAGUGUACCGCAGGCCCUAAUACUCAGCCGUGCUUGUGGCUACGACAUAAAUUGGUCGGAAGUGCUGCUCUCGCAAUAUAUCAUACUUGGACAUACGAAUUAUCUUCAAGAAUAUUUACAAUAUCUUCAAGUCAGCGACAAUAUAAUUGACAAUACCGUUAAGGGUUUUCAACUUUAUGCGCAACACCAUCGUAUCAGUCCAGCUAUGGAGGAGCAUCUGGCGCAACUGGUGGCUUUGGUAAAAUCUGUCACACUCAAAUAUAAAUUGGCCUCUUUGCUCAGCCUCAAACCGAUUGUAAUGUCACUGCUCAACGACCAAACAGCACAUUACUUGCGGGAUACUAACUUCGGACGCAAUGAGAGUCGCAAUUUGCAUGAUAUGUGACAUAAUGUCAGAAUAUUUAUGUAUGUGUACAUACAAAAUAUUUAAUGGCUUCUCAAUGCAAUAAUACCUUUAUCAGGGCUUGUCAGUGUGUCUUUAGUUUUCUAAAGUUUAUCACGGUGUGAUUUAGAUUAGGUUAUUUUAAUCAUAUACAUAUUCACAUAUACGUAUUAUUCAUACACUUGAUACAAAAUUGCAUAUACACAUAUGUAUGUAAUUAAAUACAUGCAUACAAUUAGAUACUUGUAAAAUUUUAUCCUCGAAUUAUU